Molecule: messenger RNA, 2169 nt
Organism: Exophiala dermatitidis NIH/UT8656
Lineage: Eukaryota; Fungi; Ascomycota; Eurotiomycetes; Chaetothyriales; Herpotrichiellaceae
Product: acetoacetate-CoA ligase
Exons: 1
Coding region: 1-2169 (722 amino acids)
Biological process (GO): lipid metabolic process
Cellular component (GO): cytosol
Molecular function (GO): acetoacetate-CoA ligase activity
Source: RefSeq, a predicted model, not a curated record
AUGCGGUUCAACUCCCUGGGCCUUCCGCUGGAAUACUGCUCUGCAGAGUACCGGCAUCAAAUACGUGAAAUGCCGGCUCAACCAGCAUCUACCACAACCAAUCCCCCCACUCCGUUAUGGACUCCGCAAAACCCAGAGGCGACACCUGUGUCCAGAUACCGCGAGCGCAUCAAUGCAAAGUUCUCGAAAAGCCUGAAAGACUCCCAUGAACUUCACGAAUGGACUGUACGAAAUCCCCAUGAGUUCUGGAUCGACUUGUAUGACUAUUCUGGCAUCGUGCCCACCCUACCGAAGCACACAAGGCUUGCAUACAACCCCAAUCUGCGACUCAGCGACAUUCCCACCUUCUUUCCCGGACUGAAAAUUAACUACGCGGAGAAUGUACUUGUUGCAAACACACAAGCCCGGCCUUCCGCUGUCGCCUUGGUUGGUCUGAGGGAGAGAGGUCUCGAUCAUCCAGAGAACAUUACCUGGUCCGAAUUGACCGAGUUGGUUCGCAUGGCCAGAUCCGCACUGGUUCGUCAUGGUAUCAAGCAGAACGAUGUCGUGGCCGCACUCAUGGCCAACUCUGUCUGGAUCAUUGUCCUUUUCCUUGCCUCGGCCUCCAUGGGAGCUAUAUUCACAUCGGUGUCGCCGGACAUGGGGGUAGCAGGCUGUGUCAGCCGUUUCGCCCAGGUCUCUCCCAAAGUCCUCUUUGCUGAUGUCGACCUGGCCGUCAGGGGAGUGCGGCCGUCACUGAUGGGGAAAGUGAUGCAGAUCCUGCGAUCACUCCCGUCGGAAACAUCAAAGCCCAUGGUUGUGUUUGUGCCGACGUGCCAUCGGCCACACCUGCGACAACAUCUGGACUAUGUCAAGCCAUUGGGGAUCUCAUUACAUACUUUCCUGCUCAAAUCAAGACCGACCGACCACUUGACCUACACGCGUGUACCGACUGACCAUCCGCUAAUCAUCGUUUAUUCAUCCGGCACGACCGGCGAGCCCAAAUGCAUCGUGUCGCCACAUAUCUCGAUCCUAAACUACAAGAAGGUCGCCCUGCUUCACAACUCUCUAGGUCCGCAUAGCACCGUCUUUCAAUACUCUUCCACCUCAUGGAUCCUGUGGAACGUGAUGAACGGCCAUUUGUCAGUCGGCGCCAACAUCAUCUGCUACGACGGCGGAGCGCUGUACCCAGAUCCUUCGACGCUUCUGAGCAUCUGUGACAAGUUCAAAGUCACCUACUGGGGCACAUCGCCACGAUAUCUUCUGGAACUCGAACAAUCAGGCAUCAAGCCAUCAUCUUUCGACCUGUCCAAUUUGACUCUAGUCACGACAACCGGAGCCACCCUCACAGGCGAGCAAUUUCGAUGGUUCUACUCCGCCUUCCCACGUCGGAUUCACUUGUCCUCAGUCGCAGGCGGCACGGAAAUUGCCUCGUCCUGGAUCGCCACCGACCCAGCAGGACCAGUCUACGCCAACGAGAUGCAGAUGUGGGCGCUCGGCCACCACUGCGACAUUCUCGACCCGGACACAGGCGAAUCCAUCGCCAUGACGGGCCAACCGGGCGAACUGGUCUGUCGAGCGCCGUUUCCCAGCAUGCCAUGUAAAUUCUGGGGCGAUGACGAGAACCACAGCAAAUACCGCGCGGCGUACUUUGAGAAAUUCGAGACUCCCACAGGCUACCUCGACGUAUGGGCACAACACGACUUCAUCGUCAUGAACCCAGCCACACGCGGCGUACAAAUCCUAGGCCGCAGCGACGGCGUCCUCAAUCCCUCCGGAAUCCGCUUCGGCAGCAGCGAAAUCUACAAUAUCGUCGAAGGCCCCCAAUUCAAUAGUGUCCUCGCCGACACAUUGUGCGUCGGUCGUCGUCGCGCCCAGGAUAAAGAUGAGACGGUUUUCCUGUUUGUCGUCAUGGCGCCCGGUCAUGAGGACGAGUUUAAUGACGCCCUUGCCACACGUAUCAAAACUGCUAUCCGAGACGGCCUUUCACCACGCCACGUGCCGAAAUUUGUUCUUCCUGUCCGCGAUAUCCCGUACACAGUCAAUGGCAAGAAAGUUGAGAUUGCGGUCAAGAAGAUUAUUAGCGGGAAUGAUGUUAAGGUUAGUAGUACGCUUAGGAACCCGGAGUGUUUGAGGGAGUAUGAGCGGUUUCGUGAUUUGGAGAGAGUGCCUAGAAGGGAGAGGUUGUAG